CUCUUUCUCUCUCUCUCUCUCUCACUCUCACUCUCACUCUCUUUCUCUCUCUCUCUCUCUCUCUCUCUCUCUCUCUCUCCCUCUCUCUCGCUCUCGCUCUUUCGCUCUGACCUCUUCUCCUCCUCCUUUCGAACAGAAAGAAGUGUUUAGAUAUCGGCAGUGUGUCGUCGAGUAGAGGAAAAAGUGUCGUCGGGGUGGUUUAGGGUGUAAGUGUGAUGUGGUGGAGGCCCCCGUCGAGUCGCGGGGGCAGGAGGUUGUCAGAGGCAGAUCGGUCGUGAGGGCUCCAGGCACGGCUCGGUUGGCCCGUGGCGAGCUCGCUGGAGGGGCGGGGGAGGAGGAGGUAGGAUGGUGUGACCUCCGGCGUCAUCCCGCCCGACGCGGAGCUGCUGCUGGAGGUGGCGGGGGAGGAGGCGUCGGAGGUGGUGCUGGCGGCGGCGACGACGACGACGGUGGAGGUCGAGGAGGAGGUGGAGGAGGAGGAGGAGGAGGAGGAGGUGGUGUUGGAGGAGUCGAGCAGCUGCUGCUCGACUCGGAGGAGGAGGAGCCCACGGCGAUGUCGAGGCAGCCUCGCGGUGAACGGGACCACGUGAGCCGCUGCGACCAGCGAGAACCUCGCGACCUACGCGACUUCCGCGACCUCAGGGACCUCAGGGACGUAAGGGAUGUAAGAGACGUUAGAGAGACUUACGCUACCGGCGUUAGGCAUCAUCGUGACGAUUACGAGAACGAUCAUCAUCCUACUGAUCGAAGCAUCGCUGCCUCUACUUCGGCUUUACCCAAUAAACCGGAUAGAUCGAAAGGGAGGACUACGGUGCAGGAGGAUCGAAACGAUCUGCAAUUAGUGAAUCUGUGCGUACCUUCGAGAUCGGCGAUCGUCGAUCAAGAAGAAGGAUUCACGAGAAACCCUCGGAAAUGGAGCCAGUCUCUUGGAGAAACGAUUUUUUUCACAGAUAAAACUUCAUUUGUCUCUCUCUCUCUCUAUCUCUAUCUUGUUUUAAGUAGUUUCACUUAAUUGCAUUAUUCAGAA
This is a messenger RNA of Vespa crabro (European hornet), 1027 nucleotides long. RefSeq names its product zinc finger CCCH domain-containing protein 13-like. The record is from RefSeq and is a predicted model, not a curated record. The transcript has 3 exons. NCBI's taxonomy places the organism in Eukaryota, Metazoa, Arthropoda, Insecta, Hymenoptera, Vespidae. Bases 554 to 1012 code for a protein of 152 amino acids.